UAAAUCAGAUUUUUCUUUACCAUUAUUUCAAAUUAACCGUAUGUUGUAUACAAGCCGUAUAAGAAACACCCAACUGGUAGCUCACUAGUCACUUCACAGUCGAUUGUAUCAAUAGGGACUUAGGGUUUAAAAGGGUCAGAUUUUUUUUUAUGGGGUUUUGUUUAUCUGGAUAUCUUUUUUGAAAUAAAUUAUACCUUUUUUUUUUUUUUUUUUUUUUUUUUUUUUUUGCGAAUUUACUGGAAUCUCGAUUAGUUGACCAUGGUUCGAUUGAUUAUUCCCUGCAAAGGUUCGAGCUUGCCGAGGACAUGUCUCUUGGGUUUGAUUUCGUCUGCACAUGUGAUUACCCAAUACCAUUUCUUAAUCGUUAUCUUGACUUAAUAAAAUUUUCACAAAAGUUGCCGAUUCCCAUAUUAGUCUUUUUUACUUAAAAACUAAUUAAACGAGUAGGAGAUUCGCUUGUUCUGUCAUCUGUGCAACCGGAUCCUUGUCAAAAUCAGUUGAAGAAUCGAAAAUGGAGGGUCCUAAAGAGAUUUUCCUCAAAGAUUACAAAUUACCUGAUUACUACUUUGAUACGGUGGAUUUAAGUUUUUCAUUGGGUGAAGAAAAGACAAUCGUGUGUGCAAAAAUCAGUGUUGUCCCUAGAGUCGAUGGUAUUGCUGCUCCAUUGGUUUUGGAUGGGAUUGAUCUCAAGCUGAUUUCGGUUAAGAUUAAUGGAAAUGAAUUGAAGGAGGGAGAUUAUGAUUUAGAUGCUCGACAUCUAAUUCUCAAAGCACCUCCAAGAGGGAGUUUUAUCUUGGAAACCGUAACCGAAGUUUUACAAAAGAACUCAUCAUUUGAGGGUCUUUACAAGUCGUCUGGUAAUUUCUGCACACAAUGUGAAGCGGAAGGUUUCAGAAAGAUAACUUAUUUUCAGGAUCGCCCUGAUAUUAUGGCAAAAUAUACUUGUCGUAUUGAGGCUGACAAGUUAUUAUACCCUGUGUUGUUGUCCAAUGGAAAACUCAUUGAGCAAGGAGACCUAGAGGGUGGGAAGCAUUUUGCUGUUUGGGAGGACCCGUUCAAGAAACCUUGCUAUCUUUUUGCAUUGGUUGCAGGUCAAUUAGAGAGCAGAGAUGACACUUUCACAACAUGCUCGGGUCGUGAAGUUGCUUUAAGAAUAUGGACCUCACCACAUGAUCUCCCAAAAUCCGAACACGCCAUGUAUUCUCUCAAAGCCGCCAUGAAAUGGGAUGAAGAUGUUUUUGGGCGAGAGUAUGAUCUUGAUCUCUUCAACAUCGUAGUUGUUCCCGAUUUCUUGGGAGCCAUGGAAAACAAGAGCUUGAAUAUAUUCAAUUCUAAGCUUGUUUUGGCAUCACCGGAGACUGCAUCAGAUGCAGAUUAUGCUGCAAUUUUGGGUGUUAUUGGUCACGAGUAUUUCCAUAACUGGACUGGCAACAGAGUGACAUGUCGUGAUUGGUUCCAAUUGAGUUUGAAGGAAGGUCUUACCGUUUUUCGUGAUCAAGAAUUUUCAUCUGAUUUAGGCAGUCGUACAGUUAAGAGAAUUGGUGAUGUUUCAAAGCUUCGUACAUACCAAUUUUCACGGGAUGCGGGACCCAUGGCUCACCCUGUUAGGCCUCACUCUUAUAUUAAGGUGGACAAUUUCUAUACAUCAACGGUGUACGAAAAGGGUGCUGAAAUUGUCCGCAUGUACAAAACUUUAUUGGGAAGUGAAGGGUUUCGGAAGGGGACAGAUCUGUACUUUAAAAGGCAUGAUGGGCAAGCAGUAACUUGUGAAGAUUUCUUUGCUGCUAUGCGAGAUGCUAACAAUGCGGAUUUUGCUAAUUUCUUAUUAUGGUAUUCACAAGCCGGUACCCCUAUCGUGGAGGUUAAAUCUUCUUACAAUGUCGAAGCUCGUACCUUCUCUUUGAAAUUUAGUCAAACGGUGCCACCUACGCCAGCCUGUCUACACUACUGUCUCAGGGUUACAAAGGGUGAAGAAGAAUUUGUAUUCCAUGAUUUGGAUGAAAAACCGAUACCAUCUCUGCUAAGGGGUUAUAGUGCUCCUAUUCGCCUACACUCUGAUCUUACAGAAAACAAUUUGUUUUUCCUUCUUGCUCAUGAUUCAGAUGGAUUUAAUCGUUGGGAAGCUGGACAAAUAUUGGCAAGGAAACUGGUGCUCACUCAAGUUGUUAACUUUCAAAAAGAUGAUAAAUUGGUACUUGAUCCACAAUUUGUUCAUGGUAUCAAAUGUAUACUUUUGGAUUCGAGUCUAGACAAGGAAUUUAUUGCAAAAGCAAUAACUCUCCCUGGUGAAGGUGAGAUUAUGGACAUGAUGGAAGUAGCAGACCCUGAUGCUGUUCAUGCUGUUCGAUCUUUUAUCAGAAAGCAACUUGCUUUGGAGUUGAAGCAAGAAUUCAUAAACAAGGUGAAAGAAAACAGGAGCUCAGAGAAGUAUGAGUUUGACCAUGUUAAUAUGGCAAGACGUGCUCUUAAGAACACUGCCCUUGGGUAUCUUGCGACUCUUGAAGAUGAAGAAAACAGUGAGCUUGUGUUGAAUGAGUACAAAAGUGCAACAAAUAUGACAGAUCAAUUCUCAGCUCUUGCAGCCAUUGCUCAAAAACCGGGUAAAGCCCGUGAAGAUGCUUUGGCUGACUUUUAUAACAAAUGGAAACAUGACUUCUUGGUUGUUAACAAGUGGCUUUCGCUUCAAUCUGCAUCGGAUAUUCCUGGGAAUGUUGAGAAUGUUAAGAAACUUUUGGAUCAUCCAUCGUUUGACCUAACAAAUGCCAACAAGAUGUUUUCGGUUAUUGGAGGAUUUCGUGCAUCAUAUGUUAACUUUCAUGCUAAAGAUGGUUCAGGUUACAAAUUCGUGGGAGACCUUGUGCUGCUGCUUGACAAACUAAACCCUCAGAUGGCAUCUGGGGUGGUUUCAUCCUUUUCUAGAUGGAAUCGCUAUGACGAUACCCGCCAAAAUCUUGCCAAGGCACAACUGGAGAUGAUUGUGUCGGCUAAUGGGGUCUCAGAGAACGUAUAUGAAAUCGCCUUAAAGAGUUUGGCUGUUUAGAAUCUAUAUAUAUAUUUUUUUUAUCAAGAAUCAAAGUGGUAAUCAUAUAAACAUGAAUUAGAAUAAUGGUAAAUGACAAGAACGUG
Messenger RNA from Lactuca virosa, 3126 nucleotides. The record is from the annotation of a GenBank genome assembly. NCBI's taxonomy places the organism in Eukaryota, Viridiplantae, Streptophyta, Magnoliopsida, Asterales, Asteraceae.